Messenger RNA from Daucus carota subsp. sativus, 2225 nucleotides. RefSeq lists its product as uncharacterized. Lineage: Eukaryota; Viridiplantae; Streptophyta; Magnoliopsida; Apiales; Apiaceae. Gene Ontology annotation, molecular function: protein binding. The transcript has 2 exons. The coding region runs from base 157 to 2055 and encodes 632 amino acids. The record is from RefSeq and is a predicted model, not a curated record.
UCUACCUAUAUAUACACACAUACACACAGAUAUAUAAGCAAUAUAAACGCCGAACAGCUCAACGAGAUAAAGAGAGAGAGAAAGCGCGACAACGAACAACGAAGAAAAAUUGGCUUUGAUUUUCGCAUCAACUCUAUUUUACUUGAAUCUAUAGAAAUGUCUCCAGCGACAAAAUCAAAGUCCAAAUCUAAGGAGAAGCCCCUCACAAAGGCUACCAAAGAACUGCAGAAGGCUUCUCAGAAAUAUCCCGAAUCCAAUAAUGGUAGCACUCCUGCAAGUGCGUAUAAUCCACUGUCUGGAACAUUUCAUAGCCUGGAUUCUGCGUCAGGGACCUCUUCGCCACCCCUGCAGAGCAAUGGUCGUUUUCGUAAUAUAGAAGAAACAGAUGAUCACUCUGGUAACCUGCAUAGAACAGCUAUCGAGUAUGAUUCCCUUUCCAAUAACGAUAGCUGUUCCGGUGAAUCAGAGGACCAUAAAGAGAAGGCAACUACUACAGCUAUUCGGCCGGAUGUAGUUACUGUGUCUGACAAUGAGAAGCGAGAAAAGAUCCGUCAGAAGAAUGAGAGGAAACACCAACGUCAAAGGGAGAGGAGAGCACAAGAGUUGCAUGAGCGCUGCAGUGGGUAUCUCAUGUCAAGGAAAUUAGAGUCAUUAUCCCAGCAGAUUGUGGCAAUGGGAUUUACUUCUGAGCGAGCGACUAUGGCUCUAAUGCUGAAUGAAGGCAGACUUCAAGAAUCAGUUAAUUGGCUUUUUGAGGGAACUGAACAAGAGUCUCAAACGAAGGAUAUUGGUAGUGGUGCAAACUUGAAAAUUGAUAUUGCUGAAGAGCUUGCUCGGAUUUCUGAAAUGGAGGUUAGGCACAAAUGCUCGAAACAAGAGGUUGAAAGAGUAGUUGUUUCAUGUGAGGGUGACCUUGACAAGGCAGAAGAGACGUUGAAUUCUCAGAAGCCGGAACCUAUUACCCACCCAAAGCCUGAGGAGAGUGCCUCCCUGAAGCAUGCAAUGAUGCACCAAGAAAAGCCUACUUCUGCAGUCACUACACUACUAAAUAGGAAUGAGGGUGAGAUGGCAUACUCUAAGGGGGCAGUUGCAUUGCCAACACACCCUGCAACUGGGUCUAGAAACCAACUUUCUUCAAAAAUUAUCCCUUCAAAGCCCCAAACAGAGAAGAGGGUUUCAGGAAAUUACAAUUCAUCUCUGUCAUACUCAUCUACUGGACCUAUACAAGUAGCAUCUUCAUCAGCAAAGGUGAUGGCACAGCUUGGUGUUGGCUUGGAAGGGAGACCUUUUCAUCAGGGAGCAGCAAUUAAGGAGCCAAUAGUUAUGAUGCAACGUCCCCAAUCUAUAAAUAUAAAGCCGAGUAGUGUCAUUAACAGCAGUGCUUCUCCACCAGGGACAAAUCAGUGGUAUGGUAACAAUGUCAUGGGUGUUGAUAACAUGAUUCUUAAUGGUAAGAUGGUGCACAGUCAGAGUUCAGGAAAUUUCGGAACUGGUUCGCAACACUUCUAUCCCCAAUCACAGAGUAGAAAUCUGGGCCCGGAUAAUCCUAGUUCAAGGCAGUACAACACUCAAGCUCAAUAUAUGCAGCAACGUGCAUACAUGUCCAACUCGGUUGAUCCUGUGGCAGCAAGGCCGGUAGCCCCCUCUUGGAGUCCUGUGGGCACUUCAUCAUCUCCUUCACUCACUGUGCCAUCUUCUCUUGGUCUAUUUUCUGGUUUUGGAUCUGGUGCAACUUCAGGUUUACCUUCUCAUGUCGAUUGGAAUGCAAGGGACAUGAUGUCUCAUUGUGAUUACAAUAGUAUAGAUUGGACACUGAAAUCAAACCCCAUGUCGCCUCCAAAAUUAAAUGAUUUGAUGCUAGAGGACAGAUCAGGUGGCCUGAUGCGGGGGCUGUCGUCCAUGCACAGUACAAAUGGGGUUAGAGUUGCAGGAUUGCAGGAUGGCGGACCAACGGAAGCAACAACUUCUGGUGUUCCUCGAGAGUGGACCUCACCUUUUGCUGGGAAGGACAUCUUUAGCUUGCCCAGGCAAUUUGUUACUUCUCCCUCUCCUUAAGAUAAUUAGGGAGUAGGAUAAAUGAAAUUUAGGACUAAAAAGAAAUAGACAGCUUUGGUGAAUUUAGUGUUGGAAUGGAUAUGCUGGUGGUUGUUUCUUUCUUCCAUUAAACAAAGAGAGUUGUUUCUUCUUGCUUAAUGAACUAUAUGAUAAAAGCCUCUUUAAACGCC